ACUGAGAGCUGAAAUGGAGCAGAGAAUAGUUCAACUAGACCAAAGUAACUUUUCUUGUUCAAUUUGUUUGGAUCUACUGAAGGAUCCGGUGACUAUUCCCUGUGGACACAACUACUGUAAGAACUGCAUUAAUUGCUACUGGGAUGGAGAAUAUCAGAUGAUGAUCCACAGCUGCCCUCAGUGCAGGAGAGAGUUCAUACCGAGACCUGUCCUGGAGAAAAACUUCAUGUUAGCUGAGUUGGUGGAGGAUCUGAAGAAGACUGGACUCCAAGCUGCUCCAGCUGAUCACUGCUAUGCUGGACCUGAAGAUGUGCCCUGUGAUGUCUGCACUGGGAGGAAGAUGAAAGCUGUCAAGUCCUGUCUGGUCUGUUUGGUUUCUUAUUGUAAGAAUCACCUCCAACCUCACUACAAUGCUCCACCUUUACAGAAUCACAAGCUGGUGAAUCCCUCUAAGAACCUCCAGCAGAACAUCUGCUCUCGUCACUAUGAGGUGAUGAAGAUCUUCUGUCGUACUGAUCAGCAGUGUAUCUGUUAUCUCUGUGCUAUGGAGGAACAUAAAGGCCAUGAAAUGGUUUCAGCUAAAGCAGAAAGAGCUGAGAAGCAGAAGAAGCUCAAGGAGAGUCGACAACAAAUCCAUCAGAGAAUCCAGGACCAAGAGGAAGAUGUGAAGCUGCUUCAACAGGAGGUGGAGGCCAUCAAUGUCUCUGCUGAUAAAGCAGUGGAGGACAGUGAGAAGAUCUUCACUGAGCUGAUCCGUCUCCUCCAGGAAAGAAGCUCUGAGGUGAAGCAGCAGAUCAGAUCCCAGCAGGAAACUGAAGUGAGUCGAGUCAAAGAUGUUCAGGAGAAGCUGGAGCAGGAGAUCACUGAGCUGAAGAGGAAAGACGCUGAGCUGGAGCAGCUCUCACACACAGAGGAUCACACCCAGUUUCUCCUCAACUACCCCUCACUGCCAGCACUCAGGGAGUCGACACACUCAUCCAGCAUCAACAUCCGUCCUCUGAGACACUUUGAGGACGUGACAGCAGCUGUGACAGAGCUCAGGGACAAACUACAGGACGUCCUGAGAGACGCAUGGACAAACAUCUCAGUUGCAGUAACUAAAGUGGACGUUCUACUAUCAGAACCAGCAUCAGAACCAAAGACCAGAACGAGAUUAUUAAAAUAUUUACAAGAAAUCACUCUGGAUCCAAACACGGCUCACAGAAAUCUGUUAUUAUCUGAAGGGAACAGGAAAGUAACAUUAAUGGGACAAAAACAAUUUUAUCCUGAUCAUCCAGACAGAUUCUCUGGUGUUUUUCAGGUCCUGAGCAGAGAGAGUCUCAUUGGACAUUGUUACUGGGAGGUUGAGCGAACUGGGAGUGGAGUUUAUGUAGCCGUUUCAUACCAGAACAUCAACAGAACAGAAGCUUUUGGAUUCAAUGACAAAUCUUGGUCUUUAUAUGGUUACACAGACAGUUACACAUUUUAUUACAACAACAUUGAAACUCCAGUACCAGGUCCAGUUUCCUCCAGAAUAGGAGUGUACCUGGACCACACAGCAGGUAUUCUGUCUUUCUACAGCGUCUCUAAAACCAUGACUCUCCUCCACAGAGUCCAGACCAGAUUCACUCAGCCGCUACAUGUUGGAGUUGGUCUUUACUUCUCCCUUUCCUGUUCUGAUGCCUCCUCUGCUGAGUUCAUUAAACUGAAAUAGUCAGCAGUGAUCUGAGGUCCAGUUGGUUAAAAUGUGUAUUUUAGUCCCAGUUCCUUUUGUCUCCAUCAUUGUUGCUGAGAGAUCAGCUGUCUUAGUGGAGCUACUCUGUCAUCUUUGUUGUUUUAAUGUUUGAUGUGUGGUGAGAAUCUAAUUUCUUAAUUUUCUUGUAAAACUGAAUACAUUUUGAAAAUUUACAAUUGAUCAUACUUAGCUGCAUCAUUAUCACAUUUGUCAUUUCUGUUUCACAUGAUGUCACCAGAAUCUGCUUGAGUUUCUGAUUAUUUUUAAAACAAAUUAACUAGUAAUGUUGUAUCUGCAGCAUUAUUUUUUUUUCUCUGCUUUCAGUUUAUUUUUUUGUACCUCCAGAAUCUCCCUGCACUUCUUACUGUCAUGCUUUUAGUCUGAAUGUGUAACAAACUGCCAAGUGUGGAUUGUUGAAAGCAUCAUAAACAUGAUAUUGAUUUAC
Poecilia latipinna (sailfin molly) is the source of this 2159-nucleotide messenger RNA. Its product is annotated as tripartite motif-containing protein 16-like. Lineage: Eukaryota; Metazoa; Chordata; Actinopteri; Cyprinodontiformes; Poeciliidae. The transcript has a single exon. Gene Ontology annotation, molecular function: protein binding; zinc ion binding. Bases 14 to 1693 code for a protein of 559 amino acids. The record is from RefSeq and is a predicted model, not a curated record.